Ixodes scapularis (black-legged tick) is the source of this 18880-nucleotide messenger RNA. RefSeq names its product cadherin-related tumor suppressor (gene ft). NCBI's taxonomy places the organism in Eukaryota, Metazoa, Arthropoda, Arachnida, Ixodida, Ixodidae. Bases 1 to 15165 code for a protein of 5054 amino acids. Gene Ontology annotation, biological process: homophilic cell-cell adhesion. Gene Ontology annotation, molecular function: cadherin binding; calcium ion binding. The transcript is spliced from 30 exons. The record is from RefSeq and is a predicted model, not a curated record. Gene Ontology annotation, cellular component: plasma membrane; catenin complex.
AUGCAGUCCAGACAACCGGACACGCGCGUGCUCCUGGAACUGGAAGAAGGGAAGCCGGUGGGGACGCUGGUGGGCCACAUCCCGACCAGGGACAACUUCACGUACCGCUUCAACGAACCGCCUGCCGAGUUAACGUUGGACCCGGUGUCCGGGGCCAUCAGGACGGCGGUGGUGAUCGACAGGGAGUCGCUCGCGAGUGAUCGUUUCGACCUGGUGGUGUUAAGUAGCCAGCCCACGUACCCGAUCGAAGUGAGGCUGCGUGUGUUGGACGUGAACGACAACGCUCCCGUGUUCCCGGAGGCUAGCCUCGCUGUCGCCUUCUCUGAAGAGGCCAACGUGGGCACCAGGGUGAUCUUGGACACGGCGAGUGACGGAGACGCCGGAUCCAACGGCCUCAGCACCGACUAUCGAAUCGUGGCCGGCAAUGAGGACGCCAGGUUCCGGUUAGUAGUGACGACGAACCCCAGCGGUGAAACUCCCUUCUUGCACCUCGAGACCACGGGAAGACUGGAUCGGGAGGCCAGGGACGCCUACACGCUCAACGUGUCCGCCAGCGACGGUGGCACACCGCCACGACUUGGCUACCUGCAGGUGAACGUGUCUGUGCUGGACGUGAACGACAACCCGCCCAUGUUCGACCACAGCGACUACUUCGUCAGCAUCAACGAAAGCCUGCCUGUGGGCGCCAGCAUACUUCAAGUCCGGGCCACGGACGCCGACGCGGGCGUCAACUCCCAAGUCGCCUACUACCUCGACGCCCAAGGCGACUUCACCGUCGACGCAGACACUGGAAUCCUGCGCACGGCGUCGGCCCGCCCGCCCCGCUGUCCCCGGAUCCGCCCAGACUCGCCGCGAAGCUGCGUCUUCACCGUCUUCGCCCACGACCACGGCUCGCCCAGACAGGACGGCCGUGCGUACGUCACUGUAAGCCUCGUGGACGCCAACGACCACGAGCCGGUCAUCCGGUUCAGGGUCUUCACCGCGCCGGACAGCUACGCGACGGUAGACGAGAACGCCCAGAACGGGUCCGUGGUAGCCGCCGUCAGCGUCAUCGACCACGACGAGGGCCCAAACGGGGACACGGUCGUCCAAAUCCACGGUGGCAACGAGCUGGGGCACUUUCGGCUCGAGAAGACGCCCAGCUUCGACAUCGUUCGCGUCAACGGCGUACUAGACCGAGAACGUGUCAGCCGUUACAACCUUACGGUGACCGCAACGGAUCGGGGUUCGCCGGCACGCUCGUCAACCGCGUACCUGCUCAUCCUCGUCAAUGACGUGAACGACCACGAGCCCGUCUUCGAGAAGGCGGAUUACUCGGCGCUCCUCAGCGAGCUCUCGCCCGUAGGAAGCUUCGUGUCGGCCGUCACGGCCACAGACCGUGACACCGGCAUCAACGCCCGACUCUCCUACUCCAUCGCAGCCGGCAACGAGCGUCUCUGGUUCAAAAUCGACGCCAACACCGGUCUGGUCACCACGGCACGCCCGCUGGACCGCGAGCUCCAAGACCUCGUGGAACUCAAGAUCUCCGCCAAGGAUGGCGGACCCAAUCCUCGCUGGGCGCACGCCGUGUUGCGUGUGCAACUUCUGGACGAGAAUGACGAAGCGCCUUCGUUCGCCCUGCAGCAGAUCAAGGCGUCGCUUCCCGAAAACGCCGAACCUGGAUCACUUGUGUCUGUUCUUUCGGCUUCUGACGGUGACCUCGGCACCAACGGGAGUGUCGUGUACGGUCUUGACCCUCAAGUGGAACUGUCCUACCCUGGUGUCUUUCAUCUGGAACCCAUCCAUGGAAGGCUGAGCGUGCGGCGCAGCCUGGACCGUGAACUUCAGUCCAACUACAACGUCCUGGUCGUGGCCAAGGAUCAAGGCAGUCCAGCGCGCUCUUCGACGGCCACCGUCCAAGUCUCCGUGAUCGACGUGGACGACCAUCGGCCACGGUUCUACCCGACGCAGUACUUUGUCGAGCUUGCCGGCGGCGCGGCGCCUGGGAGUUUUGUGUGCACUGUGGUGGCUACCGACGACGACGAAGGCAGCAACGCGCUCGUCUCCUACUCGAUCCUUGGCGGUGCCCAGGGGAGAUUCACCGUCAACGAGACGACGGGGCAGCUGAGCACCACGCAGGAACUCCGGCUCGAACAGCAGGCCCGCUACGAGAUACAGAUGUCGGCUCGGCACCCUAGCGGACGGGACGUGGACUACCAGGACACGGCUCUGGUCGUGGUCUUCGUGAGAGACACUGGGCGAGCACUGCCAUUGCGCUUCACCCUGCCUCGAGGUGCCGCUGAGUACAGCUUCCAGAUACCAGAAGACGGACCCGAAGCAAGGAUCGGUCGUGAGCUAGGACGGGUGUCCCUGGAACGCUCUGACCAGGUGGACCGUGCACGCUUUUCCAUCGUGGACGGCGACCCCCUGGGCUGGUUCCGCCUGGACCCCGUCACCGGCGUCCUGACCACCGCGGCGCCAUUGGACCGCGAGCGCAACGCCCGUGUCACCCUCACCGUAGUCGCCAAUACGCUGGCCUUCUUCACCCGCGCAAGCGUCGCCGUCACCCUGGGAGAUGUGAACGACAACGCGCCCCGGUUCGCACGCCCGUUGGUUAGGCUUAGCGUGGCGGAAAGCUGGCCCACGGGACUGGAACUCUACGUGCCGGAGGCGAGCGAUCCGGACGACGGCGUCAACGCCGACCUCGAGUUCCGCCUGGAGUCCGGACCCGCGGCCCUAUUCGGCGUGGAUGCUCGCACGGGCAUGGUGCGGCUCCUGCGACCUCUCCGGACGCAGGCGGGCAAAGAGUUUGCGCUCGAGUUGGCCGCUUCGGACCGUGGCCAGCCACGCCUGAGUUCCAAGCAGCAACUGCUCAUCAGGGCCUCAGUAACCGAGCUCAGUUCGUGGGGUUACUGGCCGGUUUUAGGCCUCAGCAACAGCGCACAGUCCAUGAUGUUCAUGGUUGGUAUUAGGCCUAUUAACAACAGAGCACAGUUCAUGGGGUUUAUGGUGGAAGACGUGAACGACCACACGCCCACGUUCGAGCGUCCAUCGUACGAGACGUCGCUGCUGGAGCUGACGGCCGUCAACGAGCGCUUCUUCAUGCUCAGGGCGUCUGACGCCGACUCGGGAGAAAACGGCAGGGUCUCCUACGAAAUCUCCGAAGGAAACCAGGAGGGGCGCUUUGGCGUCUUCCCCGACGGCGCGGUGUACGUGAAGAAGGCCCUCGACCGCGAAUGGCGAGACCUGUACGCCCUGACGGUGGUGGCCCGCGACAGCGGCGACCGUCCGCGCUCUUCGGCCGUCUCCCUCCUCGUGCACGUCCUCGACGAGAACGACAACCCGCCCGUCUUCGACAACGCCACCUUCGCUUUCUCUCUGGCCGAGAACGAACCGCCGGACACGCACGUCGGCAAGCUCAGCGCCGACGACGGCGACCGAGGCCGCAACGCCGAGCUCACCUUCUCGCUGGCGUCGAACGAGAACGACUUCGCCGUCGACCCGAGGACCGGGUUCGUGCGGACGCUGCGCUACUUCGAUCGGGAGAAGCUGCUCGAGCUCACCGGACACGACACCAUCACAAUGGACGCCGUCGUGCUCGACUCCGGCAUCGCCAGGCUGCGAGGGGAGGCAAAAGUUCUGGUGAGGAUCACGGACGUGAACGACAACGCUCCGGUGUUCUCCCGGCCCAACUACCGUGCCAGCGUGUCCGAAUCGGCGCCACUACGCAGCGCCGUGCUCCGCGUCAGCGCCACGGAUGCCGACCAGGGUCCCAACGGUGACGUGCUCUACGCCAUCGCCGACGGCAACCAGGAAGAGAGCUUCGCCAUCGACGAGGCCACAGGACAGGUCAUCCUGAUGGCCCCGUUGGACCGAGAACGCACGGGCUCCUACACCCUGACCGUGAUCGCCAGGGACACCGGGGCGAGAGUGCAGCACACGUCCACGGCUACGGUGCUCGUUCAGGUGCUGGACGAGAACGACAACGCACCGGAGUUUGUACCAGGACCGCUCAGGGCGGAUGUUCUCGAGACCACUGCCGUGGGCUUCGAGCUGCACCGCUUCUCGGCCAUGGAUCGGGACCUGGGGAUGAACGGAGAGGUGGCGUUUGCCAUCGCCGCGGGGAACGUCAAGGAAGCUUUCAAGGUGGACAGCGUUACCGGGGCACUCUUCCUGGACCGUCCACUGGACUUCGAGCAGCAGAGCAGCUACACGCUCAACAUCACAGCCAGCGACGGGGGCUCGCCCCGUCAGUCCAGCGCCCUCUCCUUCUCCGUGCGCGUCCUGGACGUCAACGACAACCCGCCCCAGUUCGCCAACGUCGCCAUCGUUCGCCAGAUCGAGGAGGGCCUCCCCGUCGAUACGCCGGUGGUCACCGUCACAGCCGUCGACCGAGACUCCGCGGCAAACGGCAGGGUCACCUACCAGAUUACGGGUCAGGAACCACCAGGGGCCCAUUUCACGGUGCGUCCAGACACGGGCGUCGUGCUGACGGCGGCCGAAAUCGACCGCGAGUUCAGCGACACCUUCAAGCUGACGCUAACGGCGACGGACCAGGGUAACCCAGGCCUCUUCUCCCACAAGACGGUGACCAUCAUCGUCGAAGACGUCAACGACAACGCGCCCGCUUUUGUGUCUGUAGACGCGGGCGUCCUACCAGAAGACUCGGACAAAGGGUACGUGGUCAUGAAACUGGAGGCCGUUGACGUGGAUGCCAACGCCAACGGCCAGGUGACUUACGAGCUCGUGGACGGUGACAAGACGUUGUUCUCUUUGGAUCGCGUCACCGGGGAGCUGUCCCUAAACCGGGCCGUGGGCAGGCCAGCUGUGUCGUACUCGCUCGCCGUGCAAGCUUCUGACCAGGCGGUACCGUCGCAACGGAAGACCUCCAGGGCUCAGGUGACAGUUCUUGGUGCCAGCAAGAGACCGCAGGCGGCGCCGACCUUCUCGGCUCCGCAGUACGCGGCAUCGGUGUUCGAAAACGAACCGGCGGGGACCAGUGUUCUCGCGGUGCGUGCGGACGCCAAGUCCGAUGCGCGUGUACAGUUCUUCCUGACGUCUGUGAGGAGUGCUGGUGCGGCGACAGGACGCCGGUUCGCGGUCCAUCGCGACACCGGGCUCGUGACGACCGCGUCACCCUUGGAUAGAGAGGCCGGGAGUGACGUCUUUCAGCUAGAAGUGCUCGCUGUGGACGCCGCAUCCAAGGUACCCAGGACUGCCAAGGCAACGGUGACUGUGACUGUCCUGGACCGCAACGACAGCCCGCCCCGAUUCCAGAAUGGGCCGUACACCAUCUCCCUGUCCGAAGAUGCUCCGGUGGGCUCGACAGUGGCAGUUCUGCAGGCGGACGACCCCGACCUGGAAGGCAGCGUUCGCUUCAGCAUCGCCGAGGGCCAGUCGGAUGCCGGGCACUUCCGGAUCGAUCCCCAGACCGGCGCGCUCCUCCUGGUUGAAGCCCUGGACAGGGAGCUGCAGGCGCAGCAUCUGUUCUCGGUGACGGCUACGGAUGGACUCCAGUCGACAGAGGCGCUCGUCUCUAUUGAGGUAACCGACACGAACGACAAUCUGCCACUCUUCGGCGAGGCGGCGUACUCGUUUGACCUCUGGGAGGACACCCAGCGGGGCGCCCAGGUUGGGGCAGUGUCGGCCGUGGACGCGGACUUGGGCCUCAACCGGCAAGUCAGCUACUCGGUGCUGAGCGACUGGGCCAACGAUGUCUUCUCGCUCAACCCACAGACGGGCGUGUUCACCCUCACUUCGCACCUCGACUACGAACUGUACCAACAUUACGUUCUGGUGGUGCAAGCCCAAGAUUCCGGCACACCCAGCCUUUCAAGUACAGCCACGGUUUACGUGAACGUCCUUGACCUGAACGACAACGCCCCCCUCUUCGACCCGAUGAGCUACAGCGACGAGGUGUUAGAAAACGUCACGGUGGGUUCCAGCCUGCUGCGCGUCAGCGCCACCGACCUGGACUCGGGUGACAAUGGGCGCAUAGUCUACAGCAUUGCGGAAGGUGACCCCGGCGGCCAGCUCGCCAUCUUGGCCAACGGAACCAUUGUCACACGUCUUCCACUGGACCGGGAACGCAAGUCACUCUACAGUCUGGUUGUUCGGGCCACCGACCAGGCGCCGGAAGUCCAUAAGCGUCUGUCGAGCAGCGUGCAGGUGACCAUCGUGCUCAAGGACGUCAACGACAUGGUGCCCGAAUUUGUCACCCCCAACGUGACCAGCGUCCAGGAGAAUGCGCCGGCUAACACCAUCGUGAUGGCCGUCAAGGCCGUGGACCGCGACGAGGGACGCAACAGCUACGUCGAGUACAGCGUCUCCCCCGAGCACACCUUCUCCCUCGGACCCGUGGAUGGACUGCUCCGCGUCCGGGGACUGUUGGACCGCGAGCAGCGCGCCAGCUACGAGCUGCUGGUGACCGCGCGGGACCGGGGCCACCCCGUGCGGGUGGCCUCGCAGCGGCUCCGGGUGCGGUUGCUCGACGAGAACGACAACAGCCCCGUGUUCGACCCGCGGCAGUACAGCGCGGCGGUGUCGGAGAACUCGAGCGUCGGGGCAAGCGUGCUCCGGGUGUCCGCCACGGAUCAGGACGAGGGAGCAUCUGGACAGGUGCGCUACUCCAUCAUUGCGGGCGACCCCAACCAUGACUUCUCCGUUGGACAAGACACCGGGGUGCUCCGGGUCCGCCGCUCCCUCGACUACGAGCGCCGCACCCGCUACCUCCUCACCCUCCAGGCCGAAGACUGUGCCGGCGCCAGCUCCGAGCUCCGCUUCGACACCGCCACAGUCACCAUCUCGGUGACGGACGUCAACGACAAUGCGCCCGCCUUCCUCGACUCGCCGUACGAACUGCACGUCGUCGAGAACGCGGCGACGCCGGUGGUGCUCCUGACGCUGGCGGCGCACGACGCGGACCAACUCCCGAGCGGUCCGAUCCACUACCGGCUGGAAGACCUGGGGCACGGAGCGUUCCGCAUCAACGGGACUUCGGGGGAGCUGUCGCUGGAGCGGCCGCUGGACAGGGAGCUGCGUGACCGCUACCUGCUCACUGUUCUUGCCGUGGAUUCGGGCAAUCCCAGACAGACAGGGACCGGCACGGUCAGCGUGUUUGUGAGCGACGUCAACGACAAUGCUCCAGAGUUUGAUCGCAGUCGCUACGUAGCGUCACUGGCCGAAAACCAGCCUGCUGAUCACCCCGUGACUCGCAUCACUGCAACAGAUGCCGAUGUUGGUCGUAAUGCACGCAUCAGGUACUCGCUGCACGGGGAGCAAGGCAGCCGAUUCAGCGUGGACGCCGAGAGCGGUCUAGUGCGGGCCCGCGUUCCGAUGGACCGCGAGGAGUGCGAGCGCUACGAGCUCCGGCUGGUGGCCCACGACGACGGUCUGACCGUGCGCCACUCGGCCACGGUUGAGCUGGUGGUCCUGGUCACGGACCAGAACGACAACCGACCCACCUUCGCCAGUGCCAACACAAGCGUCGUCGUGCCCAGCGGCGCCGAACCGGGCCACUUCGUUCUGGGUGCCCGGGCAACGGACGCAGACUCGGGCCCCAACGGACAACUGGUAUUCCACCUGUCCGGACCUGACGUGGACAAGUUCCAGAUCCAACAGGACACCGGAGUGAUCCGACUGGCACACCGCCUAGCCUCCUCCUCUCCGCGCGACGACUCCAGCUACGAGAUCCAAGUCCACGCCACAGAUCAAGGCCGGGUUCCGCUCGUCUCCAGCAUGACCGUGUUCGUGUCCACUGCGGACGCACGGCAGUUCCCCAAGUUUCGUUCCAGCACGCCAGGCAUGCUCACUCUCGCGGAGGGAGGCGGCAACGGCGUCGCCCCGCUGGCCACUCUGUCCGCGACGUCUCCGAAAAAGGGUCCGGCGGGACGGAUAACAUACCGCGUUGCCAGCGGAGGCAACGCAUUCGCGCUCCACCCCGACUCCGGGGUCCUGACCGUAAUCCGCGGGGAUGCGCUCGACUUGGAAGCGACUCCGCGGCUCCAGCUGUGGCUCGAAGCUCGGGAUGCUGACGAACCAGCACUCAGCAGCGCCGUGCGGAUCGACGUGCAGCUCACCGACGUCAACGACAACGUCCCGGAAUUCGAGCGAGAUGUCUACAACACGUCUGUGCGGGAAGAGCAGUCGGCGGGACAACUUGUGGCGCAACUGCACGCACGUGAUGGCGACAGCGGCGUUAACGGCAAGCUGCGCUACGAGCUGCGUCCGCUCCCAACGUCGCGCGACUUCGAUGACCUGCCAUUUGAGAUUGACGCCGCGACGGGAGAGCUCCGCACGACGGCGAGGCUCGACCGCGAGACCGUGGCGCACUACCGGUUCCUCGUCGAGGCCAGAGACGAGGGGGACCCCAGCCUCACCGGAACCGCGACGGUGCUCGUGUCGGUCUCGGACAAGAACGACAACCCGCCCCGUUUCACGCGUCUCUUCAGUGUCAACGUGACGGAGAAUGCGCCCCUCGGCGCCUUCGUGAUCCAGGUGACCUCUUCGGAUCGCGACGCCGCGGAGAACGCCAACGCCACCUACUCAUUCACCGAAAACCCGGGGGAACGGUUUGCAAUCGAUCCGCUGACCGGCAAUGUCACGGUCGCCGGUCCGCUCGACCGGGAGCUCCGCGACGAGUACCUACUCAAGGUAGCGGCCGUCGACGGUUCGUGGAAGGCCGAGACGCCCCUCACGGUCUCCUUGCAAGAUGUGAAUGACAACGCUCCGCGGUUCGAGCGGAUGGCUUACCGGUUCCGCCUUCCCGAGCUGCAGUCCGGCGGCUCCUUUGUCGGUCGCGUGGCCGCCACGGAUGCGGACAAGACCGGACCCAACGCCGCGGUUUCGUACUCGCUACGUCGGCCGUCGGACUUGUUCCGCGUGGAUCCGGCAACCGGCGAGGUCCUCAGCAAGCAACCGCUCCGCUACCGUCGGUCUCCGAGAGGAGCCACGUCCCCAGAAAACCAGCACGUGCUUCGCGUGCUCGCGACGGAUCAUGGCAAGCCACCGUUGUCCUCGGAGACGACCGUCUAUGUGAGCGUCGUGGAUGCCAACAACCAUGUGCCAAAGUUUGAGCAGACAACGUACUUCUCGCCGCUACCAGACAACGCGGCUGUGGGACUCUCGGUGGUGCGAGUUACGGCAAGGGACGAUCAAGAUGUCGGGGUCAAUGCAGAGUUGAUGUACAGCAUCUUCGAUGGAAAUGGCACCGAUCUGCUGGACAUACACCAGACCUCAGGGUGGCUGACGGUGGCCAAACCCCUGCCGAGACAACAGGGGCAGAUGUUCGCGCUCAAGGUUCGGGCCACCGACCAAGGCGUGCCUCCCAAGUCUGCCGACACGGUCGUCUCGGUCACCAUCACUGGAGAGAACCAGUUCAGCCCGGUGUUUACCGCCCUCAGCUACCAGAUCAUCAUCCCCGAGAAUGAACCAGUUCAUUCGGAGCUCCUCACGGUCUCUGCCACUGAUGCCGAUUCUGGUCUCAACGGCGAAGUGCGCUACUCUAUCGAGUCCGGCAACACGGGAGACAGCUUCGCCAUGGAGCCCCACAAUGGCGCACUGACCAUCAGUGCGGUCCUCGACUACGAGACCGUGCCAGAGUUCCGACUCAACGUCAGCGCGUGCGACGCCGCGUUCCACCGGAAGUGCGCUUCGGCCACGCUGACCGUGAUAGUGACCGACGUCAACGAUUGCCCGCCGCAGUUCAACGCGACUCACUUUGACGCCUACGUCGCCGAAAACGAGCCUCCGGGUACCACGGUCACUCAGCUGUCCGCAAGCGACGCCGACUCCGGACGCAACCGCAUUGUCCAGUACGCGCUCGUCGGAGGGUCGUCCGACUUCGCUGUCGACCCCCAAAGCGGGGUCGUGACCGCGCAGAGCAGCUUCGACUACGAGCAGACGAGCGAGUACGUUCUCGAGGUGGUCGCGAGCAACCCGGGCUCACUUCAGUACAGCUCAUGCCAACUCCGCGUCCACGUCACCGGGAAGAACGAGUUCUUCCCGCGGUUCGUGCAGCCCGUCUUUCAGUUCGCGGUGAGCGAGUCGACGGUUGUCGGAACGGCUGUGGGUCGUGUGCUUGCGACAGACGAGGACUCCGGCCCCGAAGGCGACGUCUACUUCCUGUUCGUCGGCAGCAGCAACGACCGCGGCUUCCGGAUUCAGCCGAGCACGGGCGUCAUCACGGUUUCACGCACGCUGGACCGCGAGGCGCAGGCGCGUGUUGUGCUCUCCGUGAUGGCCAAGAACGGUGGCAGCAUCCGCGGCAACGACACCGACGAAGCCCAGGUCGUGGUCAGCAUCCAGGACGGCAACGACCCACCCGUCUUUCUCCAGCCGCUGUACGAGGCCCGCAUCAGCGAGGCUGCCCCAGUCGGUUCCCCGGUGCUCUCCGUGUCCGCGGUGGACCGCGACGUGCGUCCCAACAACCAUCAGUUCUUUUACUCUAUCCUCGAGGGCGACCCAAACAAAGUGUUCGGCGUGGACUCGCAGACGGGACUCCUACACACGGCGGCGCCGCUGGAUCGUGAGUCCGUGCCAUCGUACACGCUCACACUCGCAGCAAUCGACCGCGGCAGUCCGCCACAGACCGGCACCGCGACGGUGCGUGUCACCCUCGACGACGUCAACGACAACGGCCCCGAGUUCGAGCCGGCCGAUCUCCUCGGCUACGUCCUCGAGGACGAGCCGCCGUACACGAGCGUCCUCACACUCGCUGCGAGAGACCGCGACCUGGCGCCCAACGGAGCACCGUUCGCUUACUCGCUGGUCGGCGGAGCGCGUCGGAAUCUGUUCGAGCUGGACCGCCAGACCGGAGUGCUCCGCACCACCCAGCGCUUGGACCGGGAGGCUACCCCGUCGUUGCAGCUGCUGGUGGAGGUCCAGGACAGCGGGAACCCACCGAUCAGGGCACGGCACGGCCUCACGGUCCUGCUCGUUGACAAGAACGACAGCCCCUCGUCGCCGCGGUCUCUUACCGUCCUCGUCUGGGUCUACCACAGCGUGUUUGCGGGCGGAAAGAUUGCGGACGUCCGGCCGUUGGACCCAGACGCAACGGGGGAGUACCAGUGCCGUCUGGAGAGCCGCGAGUCCGUGUUCAGCAUCGUGAGCCAGUGUGACCUGCACGCAUCGCGCUUGCUCAGUCCGAGCAACUACAGCUUUACAGUGCGGGGCAAUGAUGGCUACCACCAGGAUGUCACGUCCACGGUGAACGUGCAGUUCAGGGUUUUCGACAAUGCGACAGUGGAGAACAGCGUCUCGCUGCGCGUGGUGAACCAGUCGGCCGGCGACUUCCUUGGCUCCAGCUACGACCGGUUUCUGGGGCUCCUGAGGCAGGUGUUGGAGGUGACUCGUGGAAUGGGCUCGCCAAUCGUCUACAGCAUGGCCGACGUCAAGGGACAGCUCCAACUCACCCUGGCUGUCCGAAAAAGCUCGGGUAUCCUCGUGUCCCCAGACAAGGUGUCCCAGCGCCUCGAGGCACGCAGGGACACCCUCCAGUCUUCCCUCGCUAAGACAAUUGUGGUCGGCUACGAGCCAUGCGCGAGCUCGCCCUGUCGCCAUGGCGGGACCUGCAGCUCUCGCCUCGACUUCCAGACGUCGCUCUCGAUCCUCGACUCUGCGCAGCUCGUGUUCGCAUCUCCCGGCGCCACCCGCUCCUUUGCAUGCUCCUGCCCGGUUGGAUUCUCCGGACUCCAGUGUCAAGACCAGCUUGAUCCGUGCUCGCCGAGCCCGUGCUCCGAGGGAUCGACCUGCCGGAUCGACGCGGCCACAACCGUCGGGUUCCAGUGCCUCUGUCCGGAGGAUCGGGAGGGCGAGCGCUGCGAGCGGCCACGGCGAAACAGCUGUGCCAGUGCCCCCUGCAAGAACGGAGGGAGUUGCCGGGAAGCGCCAGCCGGGUCGUUCUUUUGCCUGUGCCGUCUCGGGUUCAAAGGGUCCUUGUGCGAGCAGGCGGCGGACGGAUGUCGGCCAAGCCGGUGCCGGAAUGGGGCGACGUGCGUUGGCAAUGGGCCUGCAGGCUACCACUGCCUGUGCGAGCCGAACUUCUUUGGCCGCCACUGCGAGAAGUCUACGUUUGGCUUCGAGCCCUACUCCUACAUGGCCUUCCCGUCGCUCAAGCCCAGCACCAACGACAUCUCGGUCGUGUUCGCUACCAACCGGAGGCACGCACUGCUCGCCUACAACUUUGGCGCCCAGAACGGGGGGCGCUCAGACUUUGUGGCCCUGGAGAUCGCCGAUGGGAGGCCCACCUUCUCGUUCGGUGGUUCCCGCACGGCCGUCGCCAAAGUGGCGCUCGACCGGGAUGUCGCCGACGGAAAUUGGCACAGGGUCACCGUCAUCCGCAACGGACGGGUGGCCUCGCUGUCCGUGGUCAGCUGCCAGGACCACGGAGAACUCUGCGAGGAGUGCUCCCACGCCAACUCCAGCUGCUCUCUGUCUGUCACGGGACAGGCCGGGACUCUGAGCUUGAGCAGCCAACCGCUGUACAUCGGCGGCUUGCCCUCGGUGGAGCCCCUCCUCGAGCGCCCCAGCCAGGUCUGGGCGGACGACUUCGUGGGCUGUGUGCACAGCGUGGCUGUGGACGGGCAGCCGCUGGCGCUGGAGCGGCCCCUGCGCCAGCAGUACGUGGCGCGCACGUGCGGCCGCAGGGGGGACCCUUGUGCCACCGGGGGCUGCAGGGGUGCGAACGCCUGUCGGGACCUCUGGUCGGCGGCCGGGUGCACGUGUCCCGGAGGAAUGCUGGUUGCGCAAGACUGUGGCCAGGCAUUGGAACCGUACUGGCUCUCUGGGGGCUCUUUCCUGGAGCUGGUUCCUCAAGAGAAGCACCGACGAGAGGCACUGGUUCAGCAGCGACGGCGGCAGCAGCAGCAGCAGCAGCCCCAGCCCCAGCGCGCCAGCCGAGACCUUCCGCCCAGCAAGGCUCUGUCCCUGAGGCUUCGUACCCUUGCCCAGGACGGACUACUGCUACACGUAGCCACUGAGAGGGACCAUACACGGCUACAGGUAAGGCUGCACAUUUGGCAAAGUUUUCAUAGACUAGAGCAUACUGAAUUCUGGGAAGAAUCACAACGAUGGAAAUUUUCUUUCAUUUCAUUUGGCUUUGCUGACAGCACAACAUUUUGUCAGCAGCCAUUUAAACAUUGCUGUUUCAUAUUCCACAGUGCCUUGAAUCCUUGCGGAAACAUGUCUCAAGCUUGCAUCCAUCGAACACAUGCCUUUCUUUUUGUGCAGCUGGCGGAGGGCCACCUGGAGUACCUGUCUCAGAGCGGCCAGCAGGAGCCGGUGCAGUGGCGCCACCCCGCGCGCGUGUCGGACGGCCAUUGGCACCAGGUGGUCCUCAGCCGCACCCUAGAAACCGGUGGCGGGGCCGUCAGCCUUACCGUGGACGACCAGCAGCGCCGAGUGCCGACCGACGCGUCUCUCCACGACUUCCUCGAUCCUUUCCUGACGUCCUUCACCAUCGGAGGGCGCUGGGAGCAGAACGCCGUCUCGGCGGAAUCUCUUCCAGGCUCGCUUCAAGGAUGCGUCCAGCAGAUUGCCGUCAACGGAGAACUGCAGUCGGUCAACGCCAGCCAAGGCUACUUUCGGCUAGUGGCUCGUGGGGCCGUCGGCCGAAGCUGCAGCCAAGAAGCCCUACGCCUAGACGUAGCCGCCGACCCGCUCGGCGUAGGAAUCAUCCUGGUCAUUGCCUUCUUCGUCGUCCUCAUCCUCGUCAUCCUCGUCAGCCUCCUCGUGUUCCGCCGCUGCAAGCUCAAGCGCCACAAGGCGCCCACGCCGAUCAAACCCAACGGAAACGCCCUCAUCAACCAAAUCACUGAAGCCACGCGCGGCUCGGUUCACACAGAGCCUGGCUAUGCAGACGGCGCCACGCCCUCUGCUCCCGAAGAGCACCUGCGGAACCCGCCGUCUGCCCAGGACCUCGUCCCGCCGAAACGGGCAAAAGAACGCGACAUCGGGAGUGACAACCACCUACCGCGAACCCCGCAGCGCCCAGACAUCAUUGAACGAGAAGUGAUGCACGCGUCGUCGCCGCUCGCGGCGUCGCGCUGCGCCGAGCAGUCUGUUUACGGUGCGGCCGCGGAGCCGGAACACUACGACCUCGAGAACGCGAGCAGCAUCGCGCCGUCGGACAUUGACAUUGUGUACCACUACCGCGUGUUCCGCGACGGGAGCCAACUGCGGAAGCUGCACCACAACAAGGGGCUCCACAAGCAUCCGGGUCCGCACCGCCACAGUCCGGCAAGUCCGACGGCCCGACAGAGCCCGCGACAGCAGCUCCUCCUGCGCCCCGCCGCGCGUGACAGCCCGUCGGCAUUGAAGAUGCACCACAGCACGCCGCUGGCGAGGCUGAGCCCGUCGAGCGAGCUCUCGCGCCAGACGCCGCGGAUCCUCACGCUGCAGGACAUCAGCGGCAAGCCGCUGCAGACAGCACUCCUCGCUAGCGCACACCCGGGCAACGGGGCCAAGCCGUUCAAGGACGCUCUGACCAACUCUGAGCGCAGCCUCAACAGCCCCGUGAGCCAGCUCAGCCGCAGCACGGGGAGCCUUCCCUCCGCCAAGCUGAAGCAGGCGUGCGCGGCGCCGGCAGCGGAGAGCCGCCACGCGCAGCCGCUCGCGGGGCUCGGACUCACGGCGGAGGAGAUCGAGUGCCUCAACGCACGGCCCCGGAACUGCAGUCUUGUGAGUACACUGGACGCGGUUUCGUCUUCGGGGAGCGAGGGCACGAAGGGAAAGCUGUCGCAGCUGUUGGACGACCGGCCGGCCGCACUGCUGGAUGCGGCGACGGGUCACGACUCGUCGAGUGAUGAAAGCGGCAACGACUCCUUCACCUGCUCCGAGUUCGAGUACGACAACGGCUACGAGAAGGCACACCGCGACUUCGCACCGGGCAAUAUGAUCUUCUCAAAGCUGGCCGAGGAGGACAACGAGAACGACGAAGACUCGUCUAAGACGUACGACGGGUUUGACUCGUUCCGCGGCUCGUUGAGCACGCUGGUGGCCUCGGACGACGACCUGUCGCACCUCUCCUACAAACCGCCGAGCGGGGCGGUGUUGGGCUGGGACUGUCUGCUCAACUGGGGGCCCAACUUUGAGAACUUGGUGGGUGUGUUCAAAGACAUUGCGGACUUGCCGGACACGGUGAGCCCGCUCACGCCGGGGCACCCCAAGCCCAGCGAGGAAUACGUGUGACGGAAGGGUGCCCGAACUUGCUUUUGGGUGGGUCGUUCAUUGUGUGGACAGUGACUUUGCUUAGAAAUGGCAGCGAGCCAGUAACGAUGGCCUUUUCCUCAACGAUACGUUUCACAGUUUGCUUGACAGGAGGCACAACGCGUUACAUGCCAGACCCAUUACGUGCCCUGAUGUGCGUCGCGCUUUUGAACAGGUAGUUCACUGUGUGGACCGCCGUACUCAAAAAUGGCAGUGCCAUUGAGCCAAUAAUGUUGGCUUUCGUUACGAUGAUACAUUCCGCAAUGCGUUUGAUAGAGGGCAGCGGCCUGUCACGUGUGCCUCUUUUGAAUGGAUAGCGUGGUACGUAGAUGAGGAAUCUGUUUAAAAUAGCAGUGCCAUGAAACCAUAAUAUGAGGACACUAUCGAGCUAUGCAUUCCAUGACGAACUGGUGUAGUUGUUAGAGUUGCUGUACAAUGACCUCACGUACGACGCCACAACCUCUGUGUGUGCAAGUUUUAGCGUGAAUAGUUAGCCUAGAUUUUAUUCAGCUAUGACGGACAAGUGUUUGGUCCCUGUAACGGGCUUUCAAAAUUUAAUGCCGAGGGUAUGAGGCCGCAGAGUGUGUCAGUUACAGGGCGUUUGCCUGAACAGAUGUAGGAAUAAUUUAGAGCGUUGGAUAGACAGGAAUUUGCUCUGGAAUGCAAUCCGGUUUCUUUUAACGUCGGUAAGAGGGAGAAAAGAAGCACGCAGCCCAGCAGAAGGUCAACAGGCACACGGUACGCUACCAGUGUUGCCAACCUAGUCACACUGAACAAACUGCUGGGAGAACUCGUCCAUAGAGCCGCUGAAAUACGUAGACCGCUCUCCGCCAAAACCAGACGCUUGGGCGUCGGGUGUCCCGGCCACGUCGAUCCGUUUCAUUUUACGUCGAGGAGCCCGAGAAGCCCCGCCCCCUGCCGUCACUUCCUAAUUUAUUGGGCGUCCCCUUUUGGACACUGAUGACUGCAUGCAUUUGUUUCCCUUUUUUUUUUUCCUGUCAACUAACGACACAUACCUCAUGCCAGGUUCAAUUGUGUGUGUGUGUGUUUGUUUUCGGUGGUCUCGUCCGGUCGUUGUGUCGUCAACGCGAGAAUACUCUCUGCGCCAUACAUUCCCAUGUGUUUUUCCACUGACUGCCCCUAUUUAUGCCCAUUCUCUUGUGUUUUAUCUUCCUUUUCUUCUGGGAGGAUCGUUGGUUGCAGGUUCGCAUGCUCUGGAUGCCAGUCAGCAUGUAGCAGGGGCAAUGCCAGUUAUCAUUCUUUUUAAAUCCAGAAUUUAAAAAAAAAAAAAAAAAAAGAAAUAGAAAGUUGCAUCUAGGGUUUUUUCUUUUUUUGCUCUGGGGCCAAGUUGUUGCCAUGUUAGCCACUAGAAGAAAGGCGAAGUGGGUUGAUUAGUUAACUUCCGAACUAAAAAUCUUUAGCUUACUUUUUUACUAUUACUGAGGCUUUUCAAACUUCCGGGGCGGAAGGAUCGACAUCACUGGUGUUCUUUGUCUUCUUAGUUUUGGUGUGAUUUUUUGUACAAGGCUGACAUAUCUCGCCUUGUAGCUCCCACUAGAAGUUUUUCAAUCAAAAUUUUACAGCCCGACUAGACUAUUGAGGUCGGGCGUCCAUUCUCUAAAUGCAUGAUGCCCCCAGAAAUAAAAAUUAAGAGGUAAUUGAUUUAGUCAUUUAGCUCACUAAUUGACCCAUUUGGUAAUUUUUACAGUAGCCACUUGGCCCCAGGGGUAAAAAAAAAAACUAUUACAAGUUUCCUUUUUUUUUCUUUCCUUAAUUCUGGAUUGACUAAUUGCGAGUUUGUUUCGCACGCGCUGCGCACUGUGCGAGUUCUGUCCUAGAAUGCAUCACACUCGCGGAGUGCCGCACGGAGAACCGGUCCCGAACGAACUUGCCAAGUGCAAAGUGAUGCUGUCGCCACCUAUGUUGUAGCGAGAAUACCGACCUCAAACCGAAAUAACGCCCUGUUGUUCGACAUGACAGGCGGGAAUGCAAAAAAGUAUGGUCGCUGCAAUGUUUAUAUUUGCAAUGACUUGAAGACCUCUAUUGCCGUGGAGAUAUUUACAGAUGACCUGUGUUUCCGCCACAAGCUGUCAACCAAACUGUAAGAAAUAACAAAAAGUGAGCAAUCUUUCAAUUCUUAUCACUGUUGACACGGGAGAAAACACCGUUGAUACUAUUCGUGCACAGGCUUGAUCAGUUUUAAGCGUGAACUACUGAAAGGAUACAGUUUCAAAUUAGUCCGUUGAAAUCUCCAGCAAUACGUCUUGCGACACCGUCGAUUUCGAUCCUUGGUCGCAUAUAUAUAGGUAUCUGAAUCAGCCUUUAUCUCUAAUGAGAGCGGUGAGAUUGAGAACUUUUUCGAACAAAAAGAAAGGAGGGUGCAAACUAACUGUUGUAAGUAAAUCUUAAACAUGGUGGUUUUACCCAAGCCCCGGUUAAAGUCGCCAUGUUUAGCUCUCUCGACUGCUAAUUGUUCGCAUCACAGGUUCUGCUGGGUGAGCUUUCUCAAUGAAUGUUGUCCACUCGUGAGUCCACAAUCGGCCAUAUUUUGGCGACAACUUAAGAGAGAUCUCGUAAGAGAGAUCUUGCGACUGCUGAUCUGUUUGUCCCGAGACUUUUUGCUCAUCCAUAGGUUUCAGCAACUGAACGGCGACAAAACGACUAAAAACUUGCAAAAGUAUGGGUUGUCGAUUGCUCCCUUCAUGAAUUAGCAGAAAAUCGCAGUUAAGCUCGCAUUUGAUCCAGUCUUUCAUGGGACGUGCUUUCUAGCAGAAAAUCCACUUUCUUUGGGGGGUUCCACUUUGUGCGAAUGACAGCUCGUAGCGGAGCAGUAGCAGACGAAUCCCCGUCUGCUCUCUCUUCGCCUGCCUCGCCUGAGCAAUGCAAGAUGAGAUUGCAUUCUGGCACACACUCGAUUCUCUCCGUGCAGCGAGUGCACACAUACAUGGAGUGCUGGCGCUGGAACGAACUCGGAGAGCGCAGUCACUUGUGGAGUGCCGGUGGAACAAACUUGCUCCACGCUGCGAGUGGGCAUGCAUGGGUACGAGUGCAGUGAAAUGAACUCGCCAUAAGAAAGAACUCCCUAUAUGAACUGCUGCAAAAUGGAUGUUGAAUCCUGAAGAGCGCCUACAAAGUGUGCUUUUAUUUGUAGGGUAGAGUGGGUGCCCUGCAUUACUGAACUCGGCAUAUUUGAAUAUAUGUUAUGUAAAGAUCAACUAAGAACAAAAUGGGUGAAAAAGCAUUUCAAUUUAAUCCACCACCUGCUCAUCGGCCAUAUUUCAUAGCGAAAGUUUUAAACAAUGGUAUCUUGUGGAAGAGACAGUCUGGUUUAUCGUCGGGCUAUAAAGGGGGCAAAGCCAAUGUUAUAUGCGUUCCAGGUUUACUGUAUUGGGGCAAAGUUGACUGGCUUGUUCCCACUCAUUGGUUACCUCAGCACAGAGCUGCUCAGGCCGAAUCUCUAGUCUUGCAAUCCAAUUCCCCCUUUUUUUCCCUGUGCUGAGAGGCUGUAAAAGCCUUCGAGUAACUUUAGUACCACCGUCUACUUUUCAUCGCCCAAAACCGGCGAUGAAAGUGCCUGUACAUUGUUUCUUCCUAUUCUCGUUUUGCUUCAUCAUGUGCCAUGUUUUCUCUUUCUUCUCUUUUUUUUUUUUGACUACGUUGACGAAAAUGGACAAUAAAAUUUGUUUUGUCAACAUUG